This is a messenger RNA of Macadamia integrifolia, 765 nucleotides long. RefSeq names its product transcription factor MYB36-like. The record is from RefSeq and is a predicted model, not a curated record. NCBI's taxonomy places the organism in Eukaryota, Viridiplantae, Streptophyta, Magnoliopsida, Proteales, Proteaceae. Bases 1 to 765 code for a protein of 254 amino acids. The transcript has a single exon.
AUGGACGAUAACCCAUACACGCAGGGCUUAAGCAACUCAGCAUUUGAAAGAUUGCAACUCCAUAUGCAACUGCAAAGCCUCCAAAACCCAUCUUUUUUUGACAACCCUGCUCUUUGGCCCAGGUUGCAUCCCCUUGGAGAAAGGGCAUUAUUGCAACUCCAACAUGGCUUGAAUAAUGAUAGCUCCACUACGACCCAGAUGCCACAAUUAGUCCCUCACACCCAAACGGUAGUACCCUCGCAAAAAGUUGUGUUCCAUGAAUUUUCUUCAUCAGCGACCUCAGUUAAUAUUGAAGGAGGAGAUAAUUCUAUAACUACUAACAACCGAAAACAACAAGAUGAAAUGGAGAAUUCGAUGAUAAACGAGGUGUUUUCAUCAUUAGAGAGCUCCACCGUUGCAUCAAUUGCAUUCAACAACAGAUCAGAAGCGGCAGCAAUGGGUACAAUCAUGUCAUCGUCCCAACUAAAUGGCAUGCGUAUGGAACAAUCAAGCAUGAACAAUAUUCAGUCAUUAUCUGGCCUACAAACUGAAUUAAACGAAUUAAUUCAUGGCCAAAAUGGUGGAGGAUUUGCAACGAAUGAAGAUCAGAUGACGACAGAAUUUGAUUGUUUCAAAGAGAUGGGGGAUACUUCCAAGGACAGCAUGAUCAGUUGGUGGGCUAAUGAUUUCGACACAAAAUCAUCGUCUUCAAAUUCAUGGAACGCCACUUCUGUUCUUCACAGUGAGGGGAUGUUUCAAGACUAUGUUCUAGGGUAUGAUCUAUAG